Messenger RNA from Diaporthe batatas, 528 nucleotides. RefSeq lists its product as uncharacterized. Bases 1 to 528 code for a protein of 175 amino acids. Gene Ontology annotation, biological process: RNA splicing. The transcript has 2 exons. Gene Ontology annotation, molecular function: mRNA binding. Lineage: Eukaryota; Fungi; Ascomycota; Sordariomycetes; Diaporthales; Diaporthaceae. The record is from RefSeq and is a predicted model, not a curated record. Gene Ontology annotation, cellular component: exon-exon junction complex; cytoplasm; nucleus.
AUGGCCGACGUGGAGAUGGACGUCGACGAGCCCGGCUCACCCCCGCCUGCCGCCCAGGCAAAGGUCGACGACAUGGUGACACACUCCAAGGCCACUGCUGUGCGAUCCAUAGAGGGCUGGAUCAUCGUUGUGACGAACCUGCACGAGGAGGUUGAUGAGGAGACAAUCCACGACACCUUUGGCGAGUAUGGUGAGGUCAAGAACCUGCACCUCAACCUGGACCGUCGCAGCGGUUACGUCAAGGGCUACGCGCUGAUCGAGUACCCUACCCUUGCCGAGGCCCGUGCUGCCAUCGACGGCGCCCACCAGACAAAGCUGCUCGACCAGACCAUCCAGGUCGACUUCGCCUUUGUGCGGCCCCCUCCCAAUGCCGGCGGGAAGAACAGCCGUGGCGGUGCGGGCGGGCGCGUCGGAGGCGCGGGCGCGGGCGGAGGCGGAGGCGGAGGCGGCCGGCGCAACCGCAGCCGUAGCAGGAGCCCCGGGGCUGGCAGGGACCGUGACACGCGGGAUGAAAAGGACGAGAUCUAG